AUGAAUUUUCUAGCAUCAAAAAUCCUAUUAGCUUCUUUAUUUAUUCUUUCAAUGACUUGCAUCAUAUUUCUUGUAUUCUCCUCUUACCAGAAUCAAAAUUACAUAAAAAUCUCCCACUUUAAGAAUGCUUUUGAUAUUGAUGAUCCUUAUAUUAAAGAAAGCUAUUGGCUAAAUACUUCUGAAAAAUCUGACAUAGAGAAUAAACCUAUAAAUAUUUCUGAUUCUUUGAAUACCCAAACAAACCCAAUUGAUCAUCGUAAUAAAUUAAACGAUACACAGAUUCCAAAUAAAAUUGAUGAAAAAAUAAAAAGUUCUGAUACUUUUGAGAUUUUCAAAAAAGAUGAGGAAAAUCAUACAGAAGAUAGGAUUGAACAAAGCAAUAAGGAAAAUGAUAAAGAAAAUGCUGAAUUUAGUGUUGGUGAUGAAAAUAUUCCUCAAAAUUAUUGAAGUUUAGCAAAGAGUCUUAUGGCUUGAAAUGAUGAUGCAAUUGACUCCAUAAAUACUGGAAAAUUUGAAAUGAGUCCUGACAUUUCGAGUUUUAACAAUGUCUCUUGUGUGCCGGAUGCGCUUGGCAUUAAUUCAGCUGAUUCUGUAAAAUUUUAUAACCCAAAUAUUACUUUUAAAAAAUGCAAUGAUGGAAAUCCUCCUUUUAUGUGACUAGAAGAAAACAAGUGAUUUUUAUAUAGUUCACUCGUAAUGAAUUGCACUGAUGAACCCAAAUAUGCUCUUGGAAGUCCUCCAGAAAACGAGGUUUUAGGUCUGCCAAUUGCCCAUCGAAAUAAUUGGAUUCCAUAUAUGUCCCCAGUCGAUAUUGGAAACACUGAAUAUGUCUAUGGCCGUUGUGGUGGUAUUCAUCAAUCUAUUCUAAAAAACAGAAGAUCUGAAACAGCUGCGGAUAGAGCUAAAAAUAUAGCCUCCCAAAUUAAGUCAAGCUUGAAUUUAAAGCAUGUAAGACCUUUAACUGUUGUCUAUAUCUUAAUUGAUUCAGUAUCAAGAUAUCAUUUUUAUAGAAGCUUGCCAAAAACUAUUGAUUUUUUAAACACAGAUCUUGUUUAUGGAAAGUAUAAAAAUAAUUUUGUUGGGUAUGAUUUUAUUAUAAACAAUGCAAUCGGAGGGAAUACUCCUCCUAAUAUGGAAACAAUAAUUUAUGGCCACAAUAAAACUGUUCAUGAUAAAUUAUUGGAUAAGGCUAAUCCAAGAAGAUGAUAUGAUAAGCCAAAGUUUGAUGAGGUUCAAAAAGAAGCAAUCUGAAGGAUUUUUGAGAAUUAUGGCUUUGUGACAGCAAUGGGAUAUGAAACUGUAUGGGAAUAUGCUUCAACUAUGUAUGGCCGAUAUGUUUAUACUGACCAUAGGAUUUUUAAUUUUAUUACUGCUGGAUCUCCACUAUUUCGAUAUAAAGAUAACACAGAAAAGCAGCGAUGCUACGGAACAAAAGAUCUUCAUCGCCAUUUAUUUGAAUAUACAAUAGACUUUAUAGACAACUAUUCAGAAAUAAAUAAAUUCAUUUAUUUACACCUUUCGGAAGCUCAUGAAAUGACUGGAACCGUCAUUCGUACAGUUGAUUCUGAUCUAAUUUGACUCCUCUCUUCAAUAUUUGAAAGAUUCAACGCAAAGACAGAUGAGGAUGUGGUGAUACUACUUGGAUCUGAUCAUGGAUUAUAUUCAUCCAAUUGGGAUGAUCGCUUUGAAAGUACAAUGGAAAAUCAUCUACCUUUUCAGUUUCUAUUUGCAAAUAAAAAGAUUAUUUCGAGAUUAGGCCCUCAUACAAAUGAAAUUUUAAGAAAAAAUACACAAAGGAUCGUAGGGAGAUUUGACUGAUUUUUGACUUUAAGGCAGCUUGCUGUUACUCCUUAUACUAGAUUAACUGAUACAAGCUUUAUAUAUAAUGAAUGAAAACAAAAUAUUCCAGCUUCUAAUGCUCAUAGUGUAUUUGUAGAAAAAUCGCUUGACAAUAGAACUUGUAGUGAGCUUGAUACAACUGAAAAUCAUUGCAGCUGCCCAAACUGAAAAAAUAUUGAUAAAAAUGAUGAAGAGAAAUAUUUUCAUGCCAAAACUUUAAUCGACCUAGGAAUGAAUUUAAUAAAUGCUCAAAUCAAUAAAACCAAGGCUUCCCAUUAUUGUGAAUCUUUAAGUUUUAAAGAAGUAAUUGAAAUGAAAUUUUUAAAUUGGAGUGAUACAGCUUUUAUAAAAUUGCUCAGAUAUAAAAUCAUUAUCCAUGUCAAUGAAGAUAAAAAUGCAUUAUUUAAGAUAUAUGGACAAAUUUCCAAUUCAAAAGACCUCCAAAAGGAAGAUGAAACCCACCCAGUUAUUCAGACCCCUUUUUAUAGCUCUAUUGACUAUGCCCAAUUAAGAAAAAUUGAAAGAAUUAAUUUUAAUCAUAAUUAUUGCAAUCAAAUUGGAAAAGAGCAUAGCAUUGAUGAAGGAUGAUGCAUUUGUAGUGAGCGUGGACUGGAAAAUUUCUUUAAAAAUGAUAAAUUGGUUAACCAGUAUUUGAGAACCAAAACAAGAUUUUCUAUCAAUGUUGGAUCUAAAAGCUCAAGUUGUGAAACAACUUGUAAUAAAAUAAACAAAGGAUGUGAAAAUCUUGAGUUCGCAUUAUUAAACUCUAAGAAAUUCUUGCAAGAAUACUGGCUAGACUAUGUAACUAAUGAUAAAGAUUACAUAAUUAUCAAAGAAGCCAUAUACAUAAAAUGGCGUAUGGCGACCGACCCACCCUCUCAGUGGUGGUUACCCAUGUAUAUCCGGGCAUGGUUUUUGGAGCCAGGAAUUAGCCCAACAACGUCUGGGACCUCGAAGCGAGAGGCCUAAGCGCGAGAGCCGCUGUUUUUGCGACCAGACCCAUGGGCAGUUAUUCGUGACUUCUUUAUGCCAGCAGCGCUCAGCCCAGUGAGUGCCCGAAAUGAGGCAGGGCGACUUACCUGCCUAAGCUGCUUUAGUGGCUCGCCCGAAUGGCGAAAGCUGUUGAGUUCUUUCUCGGGAUGACCGGAAAAGAGGGGAGGCGAGUUAGACACCAAAACGGGGGUCUCUCCAGUUGAAAAGGUGCCCUUCAAUGGGCAGAUCUGGCGGACGACGAAGCGGAGUUGGCGUAAACUUAGGCGACGAUCCAAGUUGGAAAUGGAGGUGGUCAGCAAAGCCGGUAUAAGACGGCCCUUGACAAUACCUCUACCGAGAAAAACCGGGGGUUUCGGCCCGGGCUUGGUGAACGCUCUGCCACCACUCGGGAAGCCGUGGCAUGCGACCUCGGACGUAGUAGGGACCUUAAAUACCCAGCGUAAUCUUAAUCUUAAUCUUAAUCAAAGAAGCCAAAAAAGAAAUAAAUAGCGACAUAUUAGGAGUAGAAAAUAAAGCAAUUCAUAUAUUUAGCAAUCCCACAUUUUCAUGCAAAGUUUCUAGCUCCCCCUCCGUGAGCGAACAAAAAAAUCUUGUUCGCUAUUGGAGGGGGGUUAAUUUUUUUCGAAUUUAAAAAAAUCCUAAUUCGCAAAAAUUGGAAAGCAAAUAUUAAUUUAAUUUGUAAAAAAAUGUAUGGUGUAUUUACCUUUCAUCGCUAUAAGUUUUUAUAUAUUAUAUUUAUCCAUUAUUGUAAUAAAAAUAAUUAAUUCAUUAAUUCUAACCUAUGUUUUAAAACGUAAUUUGUUUUUAAAAUUAAGCAGAAUUGGCUCGAGAUUUCAUUAUACUAAUUAUCACUUAUAUAUCAAAAUUUUUGUUCUCUCACGGAGGGUGGGUUUUUGGGCAAAAAUAUCUUUUUUUUCUAAUGGUUUUGCUCGCUCACGGAGGGGGGGAUUAAGCGGAAUGUUAGACCAAUCUGUCCUUGUGCUUAA
This is a messenger RNA of Blepharisma stoltei, 3818 nucleotides long. The record is from the annotation of a GenBank genome assembly. Lineage: Eukaryota; Ciliophora; Heterotrichea; Heterotrichida; Blepharismidae.